UCUUACCCGGACAUAUUUUGAAGGCACACUCUUCACGAUGGCAACGUGCACCAAAGUUAACGCUGAAGUUGAAGAAAAAGAUGACCCUGGAGCUGCUCCUUAUGGAAACUUUAUCAACUAUUACACCUUUAAUCCACCGGAGAACCGUCUGAGCCUGAUUCCUGCCACAUUACUGCAGGAUUUAGGUUACAAAGACGGCCAUCAGAACACACUGAUCCUGGACGUGGGCUGUAACUCGGGGGAACUGAGUGUGGCCUUUUACAAACAUCUGGUGCCUGUGUCUGAAGAAGUGUCAGACAGGAGGAAAGUUAAUAUUCUGGGCUUUGACUUGGAUGAGAUUCUCAUCGAACGAGCUCAACAGAACAACCCUCUGCCCAGCAACAUCACCUUCAUCCCUCUGGACAUCACUAAAGACGAUGAUCAACUGCAGGAUUACCUCAACCAGCACGGCAGCUCCCACUUCCACCUUUGUCUGUGCCUGGCCGUCACCAUGUGGGUGCACCUGAACCACGGAGAUGCAGGUCUGCUGCAGCUGCUCUCUCGCCUGGCCUCCAUCAGCCAGCACCUCCUGCUGGAGGCUCAGCCCUGGAAGUGCUACCGCUCUGCAGCCCGGCGGCUGAGGAAGCUGGGCCGCUCAGACUUUGACCACUUCAAGAGCCUGAAGAUCCGAGGGGACGUAGCAGAACAGGCCAGGGAGCACCUGGAGAGACACUGUGGCAUGGAGGUCAUCCAGAGCUUCGGCAGCACCACAUGGGAUAGAAAGCUGCUGCUCUUUAAAGGAAGAUGAGAUUUUUAUCUGCUGCACAAGAGCUGCAGGUAUAUAAUCAUGAAGACCAAAAUAAACAGUAUCAGGAACGACAGAAAAGUAAAGAUGAAUAGGCUAAUGAUCUGCAAUGAUAAUAAAGGUUUAUUGUUAAAGUUACUAUAAAAAAAGGCCAAAACAUUUCUGGCUUCAGCUUUUCAAAUAUGAAGAUCAAGGUUAAUGUCCUUAAUUAAAGUAAAAUGAGUA
Molecule: messenger RNA, 1009 nt
Organism: Eleginops maclovinus (Patagonian blennie)
Lineage: Eukaryota; Metazoa; Chordata; Actinopteri; Perciformes; Eleginopidae
Product: pre-miRNA 5'-monophosphate methyltransferase
Exons: 2
Coding region: 38-787 (249 amino acids)
Biological process (GO): negative regulation of pre-miRNA processing
Cellular component (GO): cytoplasm
Molecular function (GO): RNA methyltransferase activity; O-methyltransferase activity
Source: RefSeq, a predicted model, not a curated record